GGUAGCUUAGUACGGGACGUGCGCACUACAGUCGAGCUACAUGAUAAUCUGUCAAAAUUCUUAACUCAGAAGUCAUACUUGAUAUUUUUGACGUUUAAAAUCUAUGAAACACUUAUACAUUUAUAAGUUGUUAAAUUAAUAUUUUGUACCGGAAAUAUUAAAAUAUGACAGCGGAAUUAAAAAAGUUUCUUUAUGACCUUCUAAAUAGCAUUGAGGGACUUCAUAGUAUAUUGAUAACAGAUAGAGAUGGAGUACCCGUUGUAUCAGUAGCUGAUAAAAAAGCGCCAGAAUUGGCUAUGAGAGCAAGUUUCUUGUCAACAUUUGCAAUAGCAACCGAUCAAGGAAGUAAAUUGGGACUUGGGAAAAAUAAAACUAUUAUAUGCAUGUACAGUAGCUACCAGGUGGUUCAAAUGAACAAAUUACCAUUAGUUAUUAGUUUUAUUGGUAGUCAUAACUGUAAUACAGGUCAUAUUUUAUCUUUGGAGAAUAAAAUUGAUCCAAUUUUGAGCAAUUUAAAAAAUGUAGUGGAAGAAAAAUGUUGAUGGUUACCUGUUGCACAUUAUGGGUGAUAAAUACCAAAAGUUUACUGUUAAAUUUGGUAAGCACUUGUAAUGGAAGCAAUGUUAUCGUAUAUUCUUUUCCGCAAUUACAACAUAUUCGAAUUUCCUCAUUUCAUAUUUGUAAAUCCUUUUUAAGCAUUUUUAUUAUACACUAGCUGCUAUAUUUGUUUGAAAGGAGGAUUUUAUCUCAAAUUUGGCGUAUAAUAAUAUAAAUGUGGUCAAAGGGAUAGAUAUUAUAAAAUUUUAUGGUAGAUGCAAAAUAGUUUGUAUUAUACAGUGUCAAUGUGGCAUUUUGAUAUUUGCAAUGUGAAAUUAAAUAUAUAUAUCUUAAUUUAUACAUAUAUACAUAUAUAUAAAUAUAUAUAUAUAUAUAUAUAAGAAAAAAUUAUUCAAGUUUUACAUUGUAUAUACUGUGGAAUAUAUAUAUAUAUACAUAUAUAUAUAAAGUGAUAUUAAAACACAUCAAUGUCAUUAUGUUAUUGAAAAUGAAAUUGUAGAAUUAACUUGUGUAAUAUAAUCUUGUACUUUAAACAAUUCAAGGAAUAUGAAUUACAGUUCGUACACUAAUGGCUUACCCUCUAACCCAUUGAGAAUAUUUUGCGCUGCAAUAAUUGACAUAUCACGUCGAGUCUUCACAGUAGCACUGCCCAGAUGAGGUGUAAUCACUGCAAUAUAUAUUUACAUAUACAUUUAUAUAUAUAUAUAUGUACUGUUUUGCUAUACAUUUCUAUUAAUACCUAAUAAAUAUGUACGGAAGGAUAAAAAAAUUGUAACUUAUUUCCUUCGAUAUAAUAUUGUUAAAAAAAAGAAAUAUACAUUCAUUGUUUAUCUUGAUUUUUGAUAUUCAUUGUAUUAAAUGUUUUUAUAUGAUUUAAUACAAAAAGUAAUACGAACCAGCAUUAGGAAGUUUAAGAAGUUCAUGAUCAGGAGAUAGUGGUUCAGGGUCUGUAACAUCAAGUCCAGCUGCAAAAAUUGUAUUAUUACGUAGCGCUCUAACUAGUGCAUCUGUGUUCACGACUUGUCCACGUCCAAUGUUUACAAAUACGGCUGUCUUCUUCAUUUUGCCAAAAGUAUUAUCAUUAAACAUUCCUCUUGUUUCGUUAUUCAAUGGAACAGCAACAAUAACGAAGUCACUUUGUUGAAGUAAUUCUUCGAGCGACACAAAAUGAGCUCCAAGUUCAUUACCUAAAUGAAAUAAUAGUUUCAAAAAAGUACGAAUAAACAUUAUUUACAACCUGAUAAAUACCUUCUUUCUUGCGAGAAUGAUCCGUAUAAAUAAAACGGUCUACUUCAAAUCCUUUCAAUCGUUUUACAAUUGCCUGUCCAAUAUUACCAAACCCAACGACUCCAACCGUUGAUCCUCGCACAUCUUGACCAAGUAACCACCGAAGAUUCGAUUCUACU
This is a messenger RNA of Nomia melanderi (Alkali bee), 1964 nucleotides long. It is a transcript of the gene Lamtor3, whose product is annotated as Late endosomal/lysosomal adaptor, MAPK and MTOR activator 3. The record is from RefSeq and is a predicted model, not a curated record. Gene Ontology annotation, cellular component: Ragulator complex. Gene Ontology annotation, biological process: cellular response to amino acid stimulus; positive regulation of TOR signaling. Lineage: Eukaryota; Metazoa; Arthropoda; Insecta; Hymenoptera; Halictidae.